GUCCACCCCUAAUCCUUGAGAAACUGUUGAAUUUACAUAGUAAUAAAUAGUAUUGCCAUUUGCUAUUUAAUGAUUUAAAUUGUGUUUUAUGUAAUUUGUUGCUUUCCCUCUGCUUAUUUGUCAGACUAUUUGAACCUCACCAAAUGAAAAAGUUAAGUACUUUGUGCAAACGACCAUGAAAAUAGUUGGUUGAUAAACCUUUUGCCAAUCAAACCCAAUUUCUGGUUUGCCUUGGUGGAUUCCCAGCGUGGAGAUCUCUUCAUUGUUCACUCGUCUCUAUAAAAGUGUUUUCAUACCGCUUUUAGGAUCACUUUUUAUUUUGUUUUUGUUCAAAAUUACAUUCUUAUAAUUCAGGAUGAGUUCAACCAUUGGUAAGCCUAUCAAAUGUAAAGCUGCUGUUGCUUGGGCAGCAAAUGAACCGUUGAGCAUUGAAGAAAUAACCGUUGACCCACCCAAAGCUGGUGAGGUUAGGGUUAAAAUAGUUGCUUCUGGUGUUUGUCAUACUGAUUAUUACACUCUAUCUGGUUUGGAUCCAGAGGGAAAAUUUCCAUGUAUCAUGGGGCAUGAAGGAGCAGGUAUCGUUGAGAGUGUUGGUGAGGGUGUAACAAGUUUGUCUCCUGGUGAUUAUGUAGUUCCGUUAUAUACUCCACAAUGUCGAGAAUGUAAAUUUUGCAAGAACCCAAAGACCAAUUUAUGUCAAAAAAUUCGUCUGACCCAAGGACAAGGGGUUAUGCCUGAUGGUACCUCUCGAUUUUCCUGUAACGGUGUUACCGUUUUCCACUUCAUGGGAACUUCUUGCUUCAGCCAAUACACUGUCUUACCAGAAAUUUCUUGUGCUAAAAUCAGUAAAGAUGCUCCUUUAGAUAAAGUUGGUCUCUUAGGCUGUGGUAUUCCCACUGGGUAUGGAGCAGUUUUAAAUACUGCCAACGUUGAACCGGGAAGUAUUUGUGCUGUGUGGGGUCUUGGUGCAGUUGGUCUAGCUGUGGGUCUUGGUUGUCAAGCUAGAAAAGCCUCUCGAGUUAUUGGAAUUGAUAUCAAUCCUGAUAAGUUUGAACCUGCAAGAUCAUUCGGUUUCACUGAGUUUGUUAAUCCAAAUGAUUAUCCUGAUAAAACUAUUCAAGAAGUGCUUUUCAACUUGACUGAUGGAGGUCCUGACUACACAUUUGAAUGUAUAGGAAAUGUUCACACCAUGAGAGCAGCAUUUGAAUCAGCCCACAAAGGUUGGGGCGUUUCCGUAAUAAUUGGUGUUGCAGCAGCAGGUAAGGAAAUCAGUACCAGACCCUUCCAAUUGGUUACCGGACGAACAUGGAAAGGAACUGCCUUUGGAGGUUGGAAAAGUCGAGAUGCUGUUCCAAAAUUGGUUGAAGAUUACCUUGCUGGCUCAUUGAAGGUAGAUGAAUUCAUUACCAGAGAGUUACCAUUCGAAGAAAUAAAUGAAGCAUUUAAUCUGAUGAAAGAAGGCAAAGUUCUGAGAGCUAUGGUCAGGUUGGAUUGAACAUCAUUAUAAAAAAUACUUUUAAAUAUUUUAUCCAAAUAAAUUUUCCUUCAUUAACAAAACGUGAAUUUAAUAAAUAUCCGAUACCUAA
Molecule: messenger RNA, 1586 nt
Organism: Tetranychus urticae (two-spotted spider mite)
Lineage: Eukaryota; Metazoa; Arthropoda; Arachnida; Trombidiformes; Tetranychidae
Gene: Fdh
Product: alcohol dehydrogenase class-3 Fdh
Biological process (GO): formaldehyde catabolic process
Cellular component (GO): cytosol
Molecular function (GO): zinc ion binding; alcohol dehydrogenase (NAD+) activity; S-(hydroxymethyl)glutathione dehydrogenase [NAD(P)+] activity
Source: RefSeq, a predicted model, not a curated record